This is a messenger RNA of Cucumis sativus (cucumber), 1938 nucleotides long. RefSeq names its product LEAF RUST 10 DISEASE-RESISTANCE LOCUS RECEPTOR-LIKE PROTEIN KINASE-like 2.1. NCBI's taxonomy places the organism in Eukaryota, Viridiplantae, Streptophyta, Magnoliopsida, Cucurbitales, Cucurbitaceae. The transcript has 2 exons. The coding region runs from base 263 to 1423 and encodes 386 amino acids. Gene Ontology annotation, biological process: protein phosphorylation. Gene Ontology annotation, molecular function: ATP binding; protein kinase activity. The record is from RefSeq and is a predicted model, not a curated record.
ACUAUUUAUGGAUAAUAUACAAGACCUCAGCUUUCGUUCUUUAUCUGUAUAGAAAAUGAAUUGCAAUAUAAUAAUAGAAUCACAACUAACUUGCUUUCUUCUCUGAACAUGUGAAUUGAAUCCCAUAGAAAUAUAUACAUAUAUAUUCACAACUCUAUUACUUUGACAUUUCUAUGAAUCCCAUGGAAUGUUUAUUCUGCAAAAGUUCAGUUUCAAAUCUCUAUGGAAUAUAUUUUCUAUUUCCAGCAAAUCUUAACAAUUCAUGUUUUCUUAUGCAGGAAAGUCCAAUUUACUCCAGAAAAUAUUUAUCAUAGUUGCAAUUGCUUCAGGAAGCAUCAUUUUAACAAUCUCCAUAAUCAUCUUCAUAUACUUCAAAAGGAAACAGUUCUUGGAGGACAAGAAAAUUGAGGAAAUGAUAAGGAGUUAUUCCACGCACACACCAAAGCAGUAUAGUUACUCGCACUUAAAGAAAAUCACAAAUUCCUUCAUGGACAAGCUUGGCCAAGGAGGAUUUAGCACUGUCUACAAAGGAAAACUACAAGAUGGUCAGGACGUGGCAGUGAAACUCUUGAAUGAAUCAACAGAAAACGGCCAAGAUUUUAUGAAUGAAGUUGUUAGCGUCACCAAAACAUCACAUGUAAACAUAGCCACUCUCUUGGGAUUCUGCUAUGAGCAAAGUAAAAGGGCUUUAGUUUAUGAAUAUAUGUCCAAUGGGUCAUUGGACAAGUAUAUAUUUCAAAGAGACUUACAGGUAAAAAAUGGUGUGGAGUUGAGUUUGAGCACACUCUAUAACAUCGUUAUUGGUGUGGGUCGAGGCUUAGAGUAUUUGCAUUGCCACUGCAACACAAGGAUCUUGCAUUUUGACAUCAAACCACACAACAUUCUUUUGGACAAUAAUUUCUGCCCCAAGAUCUCAGACUUUGGGCUUGCUAAGCAAUGCAUGGCCAAAGAGAGUCAUGUGUCAAUGACAGGUAUGAAAGGAACAGUAGGAUUCAUGGCGCCUGAAGUAAUAUUUAGACAUCUUGGCAGAGUUUCCCACAAAUCUGAUGUUUAUAGUUAUGGAAUGUUGGUUCUUGAGAUGUUGGGUGAAAAAAAGUGUCCCAACGAAGAAAUGGGGCAGAGCAGUGAAGAGUAUUUUCCUGAUUGGAUAUAUAAUAAGCUUACACAACAUGAGAUUGAUGGAGGUUCUUAUUCCUGGGGAGAUACAAAAGAGGAAGAAGAAAUGGCAAGAAAAAUGAUAAUUGUGGGGCUGCACUGUAUCCAGACAUUACCCGACAACAGGCCAUCAAUGACCAAUGUGGUUGCGAUGUUGGAAGGCAGUGUUGAUGUCUUACAGAUUCCACCAAAGCCCUACUUUUUUGGACCUCCUACGACUGAUCUACUCCAAGGUGUUGCUGCUUCUUCUUCAUCCAACUCGUACUAACGACGCUGGCUUUUGAUGCCCUCUUGCCCAUUGGACGCAUUUUCUUCUGUCUAUAAAAUCCUAUUGUUCGUUUGAUAGUAGAGCAGAAGCAGCUCAAGAACAACAAUUUCCCAUGUUUGAAUACUCUCAAAUUCGAUAUCUUUUUGCCUUUUGAGUUAACAAAUGACUAUUUCAAACGUUUUUGAAGGAGAGCAAAUGCAUAGCCCAAUGUGUCAAAGAUAUCAACUCCUUUGAGAUCAGACACGUGUGCAUUUGUUUGUCCUAAGCAAAAAUUAAAAUCACAGUAAAAAUAAUCUCUACCAUAAUCCCCAUUUACUAGGCAGAAUGAAAAGGAUUUAACAUCUCAAUAAUCAACCCUUCUCUUAAGGAAGUUGAAAGUUUGAAAAUUCCAAGUCUCCCAGGCUCUAGAACAAGGACGAUCUUUUUUGCAGACUGAACAAUUGACUAAUUCAAACUUGUUUGAUUUGAUGGUAAGUUCGCAAGUAACAAUAAACUUUGAUGGAGAAAAUCUUGUA